This is a messenger RNA of Exophiala bonariae, 2610 nucleotides long. RefSeq lists its product as uncharacterized. Bases 1 to 2610 code for a protein of 869 amino acids. The transcript has a single exon. The record is from RefSeq and is a predicted model, not a curated record. NCBI's taxonomy places the organism in Eukaryota, Fungi, Ascomycota, Eurotiomycetes, Chaetothyriales, Herpotrichiellaceae.
AUGGAAGGCGUAGUCACCUGCUUUGAAGAUGACAGUCCCCUUCCUGACUUGACCAAGAUGUAUCUUCCGGGAAAUCCACUAGAAAGCUUGCCAAAGGACCGGCAGAGGGAGAUGAUUGCAAGCCUCAAAGCUCUUUCUCGCUAUCUUAAGUCCUGCGGGAGGACACUUGCUAAACCAAAAGAGGUGUCUCCCGGAUAUAUGCGACGACUACUUGGGAAGCGAUCGUCAGCCAUCUUCCGGCAUCUGGAUACCUUGCGCGCCAUUGUUGAUCGCCACGAGCUCACGAUUCAAAAGAGAUGGACGAAGAAGACAAACAAACAGAGGUUGAAAAUCAUGCUCAGUGCAUGGCCAGGUCUUCCUGCUUCACAUCGUCCCGACUUCCUUGCGCAUCGGAUGAAGGCCGGGCCUGAGUCCAGAGACGCCUUCAUCUGGCCUUAUCUCAACCAGGAGGAUCUCAUCAGGCCGAGAGCAUUGCUUUUGCUACUGAACUAUCGAUCUAGGAACCAUCCAAGUCGAUUCGCCGUUGCAGACCUGGAGACGGCUUCUCUGGGAAGGAUGCUGGGAACUAUUACCCCUGUUUUCUUGCCUACGCAUCUCGUUACCCUCAACGGGAUCUCAGAUCGAAAGAAGGACCAGGACUAUGGUAAACUUCUUCUCCACGGUGGUCUUCCUGAUGCUCCUGAUUGGGAUAAGAUCUUGACGCAAUUUGACCCGAGUGAGGCACUUGUGGUACUGGAAGCCCAAGAACGACUGAUGAGAUUUCUUGUUGAGUGUUGCACUCUUAUUCUACAUGACAUACCCGUUGAUUUGCUGACAAGCCAUUCUUACCCAAUACAACCGGAACCCCCAUCCGUAUCCCAAAGAUUGAUUACCGGACAUGCUUCACUCUCGAUCAUGGCACAAGAAACACCAUACUGUCUUCCUCCAUCUCUUCCAGAUAUGUCAAGGUUAGCAGCUCUACUCUCUGCCGCAACUGUCUCUGCGCAAGACCAUUUGUGGUCGCUCCGUGAGGAUCCUGGAUUUUUUCUCCAUUUCAUGUUAGAGCUCAAAGAACAUCGCACGGAAAUGAUCUUGGACGCAAAUGGCAAGAAGCAUCCGGUCUUACAUCCACAACACAUGGAACUGUUUUGGGAAACAGUGAUCAUCGAUAUUGUCCUGUUUCCCUAUAUGAAGCUUAAUAAUCUAUCCAAAUUGGCACAAGUGGCACAAUCCCUCCACGAUAUGCAGCUAGGAUCAUCUUCCCCUCGCAUUUCAAACAGAAAGCCUUCUGAGGAUUACUUCUACACCCUGAUCAGAUUUCGCGCGUACCUAACCUACGCGGCCCAGACCCCACUCAGGAUGCUACAGAUGUUUGUGGCUGGCUCUAUUCCGUUCCGCUCACUCCACGUUCGUGAAUCCAUCAAAGCUUCACAGGCUCCAAUACGUGCAGAGACCAGAACAUCCAUGCUAGGAUCCAUUGAGGCUCAACUACUCUUCCUUCUAAAAACAUUGGCGGAUAAUGGUGACACCCUUGGUCUACUUCGGAUGCCGCUGGUUGUUGAUGAACUGCAGAGAUUGAUCGAAAAAGAGCCGCGUGCGAGGGACAUGAUUACUGGGUUCAUCGGGGGCAUAAUCGGACAUCUGGCGAUCAUUUGCGAAUGCCUGAAACAGGUCGACAUUUGCCACACGUGGGCGGAAAGCUACGAUUCUGUUAUGGAGGAGCACAACGAGGCAGCAUAUGAUGAAUGGAACAAGGCUGCCGCGAUAUGGGAAGAUAUGGUAGACGUGAUGCACAAGUCAGGCCCGGAGUGGAAGAGAAUAGUACAAUUGGGUAUUCCGAAGAAGGGCAAAUUUGAUUACCCUCUUUGGAAGUGCGAGACGGAGGACAAUACAAAACUAUUACGACAGUCAGAAGCCAACUUGGACGCCUUCUGGUCUGCUCUUGACAGAUUCAUGAACAAAGAAGUUGGGGGUCUUGCAGGAACCGCAGUCAAAGAUUUUCUUACUCAACCACGCCUCCUACAGCGAACCCCUGAGUGGAUUGACCCUGGUGAAUCUAUCGAAACUUCUUCAGAUUUCAACUCACAAACUUCAUUGAUGCCCCUCUCGGAGCUAUACUCUCAGCUCGAGUUACGAACUUCACAAACAUUGUGUAACAACAGCAACAAAACCUUGUCGUCGAAGACCAAAACCAAAACUAGAGGAUCGCCCUCAACCUUGAGCGUCGAUCUGAAUCCUGAUGUUAAGACAGAGCGACCCGAAUCCCGAUUGAAAUUCACUGUGGAUGCCCUUGCGCUCAAAGUGUUUCGGACGCUUUUCUUCACACCCUUACUCAACAACACACCAGGCGAAGUGCUUUGGAAAGAUUUCAUCCACGCCAUGACCUCCGUGGGGUUUGGUUCAGAGAAAUUGUAUGGUUCGAUUUGGCACUUUACCCCUGACAACUUGGAUGUCGAGCGAAGCAUUCAAUUCCACGAGCCACAUUCUCCAGCCAAGGCUAACAAGAUACCUUUUCACAGUGCACGCAGACAUGGUAGGAGAUUGUGUAGGGCAUAUGGAUGGCAUGGUGACAUGUUUGUCUUGCGGGAGAAGACUGUGAGUGCACCAAGUGCAACAACCCCUGAGCCGUGA